This is a messenger RNA of Bufo bufo (common toad), 2363 nucleotides long. RefSeq names its product zinc finger protein 207 (gene ZNF207). Lineage: Eukaryota; Metazoa; Chordata; Amphibia; Anura; Bufonidae. Bases 121 to 1536 code for a protein of 471 amino acids. Gene Ontology annotation, cellular component: nucleus. The record is from RefSeq and is a predicted model, not a curated record. The transcript has 11 exons.
UGGGAUUCGUAGGAGGCGGUGUGGAACGUUAGGCGCCAUCUUGUCUGCUCUUUGUGGCGGUUCUUCUACUCACGGCCUCGGUCUCUGGAGUUUUUUCCCCCGGACAUAUUCGUAGUCAGAAUGGGACGGAAGAAGAAGAAGCAGCUGAAGCCCUGGUGCUGGUACUGCAACAGAGACUUCGAUGAUGAGAAGAUCCUCAUCCAGCACCAGAAGGCCAAGCAUUUCAAAUGCCACAUCUGUCACAAGAAGCUGUACACCGGCCCAGGCCUGGCCAUCCACUGUAUGCAGGUACAUAAGGAGACCAUCGAUGCUGUGCCCAACGCCAUCCCUGGGAGGACAGACAUCGAGCUGGAAAUCUAUGGCAUGGAAGGCAUUCCUGAAAAAGACAUGGAGGAGAGGAGGAGAAUGCUUGAGCAGAAGACACAAGCCGAUGGACAGAAGAAGAAACAGGAUGACUCCGAUUAUGAAGAUGACGAUGAGUCCGGGCCAUCCAGCGCGUUCCCAUCCCAAAUGCAGGCCCAGCAGGGGUACAUGCCCGGUCUGCACGGAUUAGCGGGAGCUCCAGGCAUGCCCCCAGGAAUCCCUCCUCUAAUGCCCACUGUGCCACUGAUGCAUGGGCUCCCGCCCGUCAUGCCCGGGAUGCCUCACGGGAUGUUACAGAUGGGUGGCCUGAUGCAUCACCAUGGCCCGGGAAUCCCCCCUAUGAUGGCUGGUUUGCCUCCAGGUGUGCUACCGCCGAUGGGCCCUCGUCCAGGGAUCCCUGCUGUUACUCAGGCUCAGCCCAUCUCAGCUCCAGGUGUUAGUAGACUUCUACCUCCCAGUACCUCUGCCCAAGCCAUGUCGUCUGUGCCCAAGCCACUAUUCCCCAGUGCUGGACAGAUGGGAUCACCAGUCACCAGUUCCACCUCCUCGUCCUCCGGCUCCGAGGGCCUCUCUGCACCCGCUAAAGUGCUCUUUCCUAGUGCUGCACAAGCUCCAUCGACAGUGGCAGGACCGGUGGGCACAGACUUUAAGCCCUUGAACAGUGCCACAGUUACAACAUCGGAACCUCCUAAACCAACGUUUCCCGCUUACACUCAGUCAACCAUGUCAACCACUAGCACCACAAAUAGCACUGCUGCUAAACCGGCUGCUUCCAUAACAAGUAAGCCCGCUACCCUGAGUACUACUAGUGCUACUAGUAAGUUGAUCCAUCCAGAUGAGGAUAUAUCACUGGAAGAGAAGCGUGCUCAGCAUCUGAAAUACCAGCGUAACCUUCCUCGGCCAGGACAGGCACCCAUGGGAGGUCUUGCAAGCCCUCUUGGAGCUAUGAUGGCACCACAGCCUGGCAUCCCACCUCAGCAGCCUGGCAUGAGGCAUCCAAUGCCCCCUCAUGGUCAGUUUGGGAGCCCGCACCAAGGCAUGCCAGGAUUUCACCCAGGGGCAAUACCUCCCUUUGGACAAGCACCACCUAUGGUCCCACAAUUCCAAGGUGGGCCCCCUCGACCGCUGAUGGGAAUGCGACCUCCUGUCAUGUCUCAAGGUGGCCGCUACUGACCAUGCUGCACGAUAAAUAGGUUUGGAGAUUAACCCUUUCUCACCUUGUGCUGUGUAAAUAGCCACGCUCCAUCUCUCCCCGCAUACCAGGAACUGUUGGACAUUUCUUUUACAUGGGGGAGGGUAUUUUUAUUUCUGGGGAGGGAGAGUUCAGGGACAUGAGAGCGGACACUUUGCUGAUGUCACAAUUUAUACUGUAUGGCUUCUUUCCCAUCUAGGUUUUUAGAAGUGGCGUAUAGUAAAUAUGGUUCGUUUAAUUGUGAAGGCGCCAAAUACCACCACAAGGCAAGUUGUGUGACAUUACUUUGCUGUAUGUAAGGUGACGCCUUCACAGCUCCUCCCAGGGCUGUUGGACCCCUGGUCCCCAACUAUGGUUGGUGAGGGCAGUAUCAGUUUGUUGUAUCUGGAUAUCCUCCGACCUCUGUAUUCACUUGCGCAUUAUGUAAUAAAACGAGAGAAACCCUUCUGACUUCUUAUUAAUUGCCGGAGCUGCUCCAAGGUUUGUACAGUUGCAUGUUCCACGCAGACGCUGCUCCUCGUCUACCAAGUAACGGGCUGCUUGCAUGGAGUGUGUCCCCUCUAGCUGCACCUGUACUAACCUGCGUCCAGAGCGAUUGCCUUCACGUCCUGCUUUACAGAUCCAGCUAGGGGCAUCUGUGGGGAGGCCUCUGGCAGCCAUUUUUACAGGUCUAGCUACCGUGCAGAAAGUGGGAGGACGGCAUUGUGUUCAGAGGAGCUUUGCCUAGUGAUUACAUCUGUUCUAUCAGUUUUGCAUGUCUUUCACUCCAGUUACUGAAACUGUUCUAAAACCAGCCUUUUUCUUCUCC